Molecule: messenger RNA, 1628 nt
Organism: Gamsiella multidivaricata
Lineage: Eukaryota; Fungi; Mortierellomycota; Mortierellomycetes; Mortierellales; Mortierellaceae
Exons: 2
Coding region: 77-1402 (441 amino acids)
Source: RefSeq, a predicted model, not a curated record
GAAACUUGGUGCAAACCCCGUUUGCGAUGAGAGUUGCGACCAGCACACGACAAAAAGACUCUGAAUCAGAAAAGCGAUGAAGAAAACGAACGCCUCUGGAGGCCCAUGCACACUCAGGAUUGCGGUCGUCGGCGGUCCUCAGUAUGAUCGGCUCUAUGAAAGGCUAGCACUCUUUGAACGGGAGACCGGACACCAUGUCGAGAUCGUCUUUCGCGGUUCCCAUCCAGAGCUCAAUGACUAUCUGACCUCGACUUUUCAGCAAUAUGAUCCAGCCUUUUCGGCCGAGUCACCGAUCCCAGAGCCAGACCUGGAUCUGGUGUCAACACACAUCAAAUACGCGCCCUCUCAGGCCUAUUUCUUGCAGGACCUGGGUGACGAUCUCGUCUCAGCGCAAGAGCAGAGCGAAUUCCUCGAAUCCGCAAUGGAAGCCUCCAAGGUUCAGGGCAAACUGAUGCAGUUACCACGAAUGGUCGAUAGCAGAGUCUUAUUCUAUCGCGCGGAUAUCUUUGAGCGACUCGGGUUGGCCGCCCCAAGGACAUGGCAGGACCUCUUGACAGUUGCGAGCAAGGUCCGGAAGGCAGCGCUGCCAACACCCACGAACGCUUCAGGCCCAGGAACAGAUGUCAUACAAGGAUAUGUCUUCCCUGGCAAGCAGUCGGGACUGUUUGGGACGUUUUAUGAGCUGGCCAUGAUGGAGAUGGAGCACUCAGAAGCGUUAUUUGAUCAACAGAGUCGGCCAGUCUUUCAGGAAUCUGUAGUUGCGAACGUGCUGAGGUACAUGCGGGAGCUAGUGACGUCCAAUGCAGUUCCGCAGGACAUUGAGGAAUACUACUUUGACGAAGUAUCAGCGCUGUUCUCAGAGGGAAAAGUAGCCAUGGUUGCGGAUUGGCCCUCGUUCUACGAGGGAAUGAAAGCAAAGUUGAAAAGCCAAGAGCCAGACGCUAGAAUCAAGGUGAUGCGAUACCCAGUGGGCGCCAACGGGAAGCGAUCGGCCUAUUCGGGUAUGCACUCCUUUGCAAUCCCCAAGAGCUGUCGACACCGUGAAGAGGCUGCGGAAUUGCUCAAGUUCCUGGUGCGAGACGAUCAGCAGUGGAUCGAGGCAUCCGAGUCUGGCAGUUUCCCGACCAAGAAAGCGGCCUUGCAACGGCUCUUGCAGGAGACUGAGGCGAAAAACGUGGCAGCAAGUGGGGGCUCAGGAUCAGCGGAGCAGCAGUUGGAUAGUGAGAGACUGAACUGCCUUGUGGAGACGGUACAGAACGACAUGGCGAUGUUUCCGCACUUGAGAUCAUAUCCGGAGCUGGAGGACGCGUUGUACCCAAUGAUCCAGGACGCGAUGAUGGGCCGUAUAUCCCCAGAGGAGGCUGCGCGAAGGAUGCAGGCUAGGGCCAUGCAAUCGGUGUAGCUGUAGACGAAUGAAAUAAAGCGGACAUGCAAAAAGAGCAGUGACUUUAUACAAUUCGACUACAUGCUAUGGAUCAUAUAGAGUAUCGAUGUCCCUCCUACUGGUGGUGAAUCAGGUCGUCUUCUUUUGCCCCUGGAUAUGAAAAAGAAAAACCAUUUUAGAGCAUGUGGUUAUUAGGGGAUGUGAAGAUAGAGGAUGUGACAGGACCUGGCGGUGAGGGCGAUGG